AUGGGUAAACAAGGACCUUGCCAUCACUGUGGAGUUACAAGCACACCACUUUGGCGCAAUGGACCACCAGAGAAGCCAAUACUAUGCAAUGCUUGCGGUUCUCGGUGGAGGACAAAGGGAACACUUGCAAAUUAUACGCCUUUACAUGCUCGAGCUGAAACUGAUGAUUUUGAUGAUCAAAGGCAUUCCAGGGUUAAGAGCAUAUCGUUAAAUAAGAACAAAGAAAUGAAAUUGCUCAAACGGAAGCCAUACCAUGAUAAUGUAGCAUCUGGUGGGAUUGCAUACGAUUACAACCAGGGAUUCCUAAAGGCUGUUGAUGAAGAUAUGAGCAACCGAUCAAGUUCGGGGUCAGCCUUGUCUAACUCAGGAAGCUGUGCACAAUUUGGCGGAACAGAUGCUAGUGAUCUGACAGGACCUGCUCAGUCAGUGACCUGGGAUGCCACAGUGCCUUCAAAAAAGAGGACAUGUGUUGGUCGUGCAAACCAUUCUUCUGUAGAGGAGUUCACAAAAGAGUUGUGCUCUAUUCUUCAUGAACAACAAUCAUAUUUUUCUGCAUCUUCUGAAGAGGAACUUCUUUACGAAAAUGAAGCACCAAUGGUCUCAGUUGAGAUAGGACAUGGAAGUAUGCUCAUUAGGCAUCCUAGCUAUGUAGCUCGCGACGAAGAGUCUGAGGCUAGCUCUCUUUCAUUUGAUAAUAGGCAAUACCCGAUGAGUGACACAUAUUCUUAUUCUGGUGCCAUUCCUAUGCAUAAUGGUUCCAGUCACACAAACUUCUCAUGUCAGGGAGCUGAAAAGGCAAGGAACUCAGUUUUCCAGGGAAUGAAGCAGGAGCAACUUAAAAGUGACAAGUCUCAGCUUGAAAGAGCGCAAAUCCUUGGAAAUCAUGAUUCACCCCUGUCUGAAAUAGAUUUAAAUGAUGUUGUAAACUAUGAAGAGUUUUUGAGAAUCUUGACUAAUGAAGAGCAGCAGCAAUUACUGAAGUUUCUUCCCGUGGUUGAUACUGCUAAACUUCCUGAUAGCCUUAAGGUCAUGUUCGAGAGCUCUCAAUUCAAGGAGAACUUAACUUAUUUUCAGCAGCUUCUUUCGGAAGGUGUCUUUGAUAUCUCUUUGUCGGGGGCAAAACCUGAAGACUGCAAGACUUUGAUAAGAUAUGCACUGUCUAAUCUGUCAAAGUCAAAAUGGGCGGAACACUACCAUCAUAUCAAGAGAUGUAAAAGUAGAGCUGAAAAAUCUGAUACUUCAGGGUCUGCUGGUAUAGCAUCGACCAAUGUUGCAAACAUGAAAAGAAUGCGUGAUAGCAGAAAUCAGAAUUUUCCAGAGGUAAAGACAAUAAUGAGGAGCCCCAAAAGAAUGAUCACAAAGUCUGGUUAUGAGGGAAAAGUUAAAGAUGCUGGCAGUUUCUAUAAUCCAAAAAGCCUAUUUCCUUUGCCUCCUGAUGCUAGCUCAAAUUUGCUAGAUUCUUUUAUCUUUGUGGAGGACAGUUCUGAUCAGGAUCUGCUUCUUGAAGUGCCUUCUAAUAAUUCUUUUCCACAGGCAGAACUACUGCACCCAACUUUGAGCUUUGGAGCUCAAGCAAGCACUAGUAGUAGCUCAGCAUACUCACAUCUUGUGAAGCAUUAA
Molecule: messenger RNA, 1620 nt
Organism: Vicia faba (fava bean)
Lineage: Eukaryota; Viridiplantae; Streptophyta; Magnoliopsida; Fabales; Fabaceae
Source: the annotation of a GenBank genome assembly